This is a messenger RNA of Numida meleagris (helmeted guineafowl), 5336 nucleotides long. RefSeq lists its product as uncharacterized. The transcript is spliced from 4 exons. The record is from RefSeq and is a predicted model, not a curated record. The coding region runs from base 1 to 861 and encodes 286 amino acids. Lineage: Eukaryota; Metazoa; Chordata; Aves; Galliformes; Numididae.
AUGUCACCUGUACCUCGUGCCCCCUUCCCCGCGUGCCACACUACCUGCGUCUCUUUGACAGGUGCUGUGUCCCGGGGCCGGGUUCUCCUUCCCUCAGCGUUCGGGGUGAGGCCUGGGCUUCGUGUCUUCUGGAGAACAGCGGGAGCUAGGGGGGAGCCCCAGCCCCGCCGGGGAGGCUCCGCUCCGCUCCGCCGGGGCCGGCAGCUCGGCAGGGAGGGGAGAGGCGCUGCCCGCCCCCCCGGGGCUUCCCCGCGCGCCGCGGCCCCGCUAAGUCUGACGGAGCGCCGCAGCGCAGCGGCCAGGCGCAGGAGGGAGGCGCCGCGCGGCCCGGCUCCCCGCGUGCCGCCGCUCCGGGGACAGCGGCCGCCUCCGCGCUCCCGGCUGCUCCGCUCCGCUCCGCUCGGCUCCUCCGGCCGGCUCAGCCAUGUUGAAAACUGGAAGAAAUUCAGCGUUUGGGAAGCCAGGGUUGGAUUGAGCGCAGGAGCAGAUGGUUCUGUGACCAAGGGCAACUGGGCCCGGGCACGCAGAGGAAACUCUUUGACUACAAGAUUGGCUCAGUGUGAGAAAACUGAGCAGAAGAGGAAGCUGAUGAGGCAAAGCCUCAUGGUGCCUAAAGCUCCUGAGAAAACCCCACAGAAGCAGAGGAGAGUGGUAAUGAUUUACCUGCAGUUGUGCUGUCUUUUCCUGUGGAACGAAGAUGACACACCGUGUAAGAGUCCUCUGUGGGGAAAAUGGCAAAGAGAGCUGAAUCCGUGCGUCGUGCUCGCAGUGCUGCAUGUUUCUAGCUUUACCUCAGUUAUGGUUUUCCAUUGCUGUCAAGUGCGUGCUGUAGGCUGCAGACAAACUUGUAGCUGUGUUUGAAUCAGCUGGAUUUACUUGGUUGUGGGAUUCGUGCUCCCCCUUUAUCUGCUUUGCAUUUCUCUCCUGAGAAUCACUGGUUUACUUAGGUAGAAGUUUUGCUAGUCCUAUAGCUUAUGUACUUUCUCACAAGGCCAUCAAUGGACAAACAGGAGCUGAAUACACAGGAUAAGUUAAAAAUUUACUGUCAUGAACAUUUUCUGCAUUAGGGAACUUGAAACUAAUAUGGAUAAAUAUGGUCAUUUACUGAUAAUUAGUGCCUAAGAUAUAUAAUUGGCAAAACAAUAAUCUGAAAAUAGCUACUGUUACCAAGGGCAAUAAUACUGUUAAACAGAGACAUUGAUAGCAUGUGUCAAAACUGUUUUAAUUUAAGUUGUCCUUUAGGAAACAUCAGUAUGUUAUCCUUCUUUUGCCUUCCCUACCAAUGAUGUGACACUUUGAAGUUCCUAUAUAGAUGCAGAGAAAAAACAGGUUAAGAAUAGUAGGGUAGAAACGUAGCAAAGCAUAGCGUACAGCAAAGGCUGAAUGCAUUUCUACACUCUGAAAUAUUAAAGAAAUAUAAAUCAUCUAUUCAUCUUAGUUCUAGGGGUAAUUGAAUCUCUGAAUGAGAGAACUCUGAGUUAAGGACGCCGUCUGACUGAUUUGCUCAGCAUUUCCCAGCUGGGAGAUAGAGAACCACACAUCUCAGAUGGCAAUCUGUAGUCUUUCUUAACAUGUCUUAAGACAUUCCUUUCAGUUUCUGCUUUUCAGUAUGCAUUAAGUGCUUCUAAUUUUCAGUUAAAUUUAUCUUUAUUUAGCUGUUUUGAAAGAUAAGCUAUAAACAUUUAUAAGUUGUAAUUAUAGAGACUUUUCAUUGCUGUAUAAAUAAAAGCUUUUGAACACAGACCCAAGAAUUCUCCAUGGAGUCAGUUUAUUGUGUGCGUUAACUAUAAAAUUAAUUUUCUGCUGAGUAAUUGUAACAGGCUCAAAAGUGCAACCAAUACAGACUUUGCAUAGCGUCAAAGAUUGUGAGAAACCUGGCGAUGAGUUUUAGCAAAAAUGCAAACUCUGAUUUUCUUUAUUACUGCUCUAGUCACAUUGCUAAUCCCACAUCAGUGCUUCCCAGUGCUGCACAGCGUAAUGGCAGAGAGUGGAAACAGCACAUCUUAAAGUAACUGGUAUGAAUGAGAGGAGUUGUUAUUUAUACGAGCAGAGAAGAAUCUUCAUGAAUAUAUCCAAACAAAUCAAAAGCUUUAUGAAUUACAGUUGUCAAGUGUUGGUCCUUUGCAGCAAUAAAGUUGCUUCUGGUAAGGUCUUUGUGACGCCACGCAAAGUAUUGUGAGGAAUAUCAGUAAUCACAUCUCGGAAAAAGUUGACUCACCCAACUGGCGCUGAGGGUCUGUGGCUGCAGAGCACGCUUUCUCAGGAGGUGGCCUUCAUCCAGGAGCCAUUCUCCCUUUGGAGGCUUGCCCUUGAAUGAACCCAAGGGCCCUGGGUCACUGGGAAGCCCAGGUGAGCUGCUUGCACCUGCGCUCCUUGGGCCAGCCACCCGUCACCAGGUGCUCAGCCAUCAGGUCAGGCCCUGACGUAACAGUUCCUCCACACCAAGGCAGGGCCGUGCUGUUUGAAGAGUUCAACUGCAAUAAGUGCUAGUGUUUAAUACGUGAAAGAUUUAGGAAAACCUAAAAAGUGAUGCGUGUCUGUCUCUGCUGAUUUUUCUGUACUCUCAGAUUUGGCAGAUAAAUGUGUGUGCAUACAUGAUAUCAUUUAAUUACAGCUCUGAGUAAAUGCUGAGCGUGUGCACGUACAUAAACACAUGCGCGCUGUCCUCAGUAUCACUUAAUUACCUUCCAGAGCAAACAGUCUUUCUGUUUUCUGUAUCCUGGGGCACACAAGGAAUGCUUUCUUCUUUUUUUUUGUUUUAGGGGCAGAAGGCUAAGUGUUUCUCUGAAAGAUGUCUGCCCAUAUCUGACCCCUGAACAGAACACAGGAACAUAGUAGAGAUGACUGCAAAAACUAGAGCUAGUUUAUUUCUCAACAUGUAAAUAUCUUAUAUUGUGUGAGGUUGUUUUGUGAGUUUUCCUUGCAUCCUGCUUAAGUACUAGAUAUAUAUGUAUAUAACAUGAUCAUUACAAAUUAGAUAUGGCCUUAGAUGCUUUUAUCCAUAAAUGAUUAGAGGAAAUGUACUGCAUCUUUAUUUUUCAUAAGCGCACAAAUACAUCCAUAUAUGUAUACCCAGCUGUCCACUUUUCUUGUUCGAGUUCUUAAAUAUCUCUUUACAGUGUUUUAACAGUAAAAAUAAAAGCCAUCUAGCUCUUAAGAACUGAAAUUAGCAGAGUGCCUUGGCUGCACAAAAUAAUUAAAAAUAUUUUUUUACCUAAUGGUGUGGGGUUUUGUUGUUGCUUACGCUUAUUCAUGUACUUAAUUCAAUUCUAAAAGAAUUAAUACAAAUGAAGCUGAUAUCAGGUGGCACAAAGGCUGAAUUUUGCACAGAUUUUAAAAGAAGCUUAUAGCAGGCCUGUCUGUUUUCUAAUUCCUGAGGUGUUAUUUUUCAACUUACUUAUUUUAAUUGAUAUUUAACUGAAGUGUAGUUGGACGGUGUCUACAAUUGGUUGUGCAAAAUGAGACUUGAACAUAUUUGCUGCCAUAUUCUUCCAGAGAGCGGUAACUGACCUCAGACCUGAAUGUUUCGUGCUCUCUGAUAUCAGCUCCCCAGGAGGGAGAGAAAAACAAGCUGAUAGCUCGACGGCUGACUAACAGGCUGUCAUUAUUUUAUUUGUAUCUAUCUAUCUGCUCGCAGCCAGGCUGCUGAUUCAGCUUCAGCUGAAUGUUGUUUGGACUACUCAAGUGAGUAAAGAGGCCGCAGUCAGUCUACCAGUAGAUAGAUGUUUAAAGCAGAAAACUAAAAAUAAAAUGCAAACGUGAUCACUAAUUGGCAUCCUGUUGGUUGGCUCAGCAAGACACUGCUGACACAAAAAUAAUGUUUAUGCAGUGCUUGGGUACCACUGUAGUACAGAUGAAUACUAACUGAGCUGCUUGUGCAUCUUUGGAAGUGGCCCUCUGCUUUUGGUUGGAGCACAUCUGUGUGACAGCUGCCCGCUGCGCUGUGCCUCUCCUGCCCGUAAGUGGGAGACUUCAGCUGCAUCUGUAGCCUUUCAUCCGCGCUGAAAUGUUGGUUAUUUUCAGCAUGCUAAACUGAGUGCAGAGGUACCAGUCGUUAAGGGAGGGAGGAGACUGCCAGAGAAUGCCUCAGAAGAAGUUAUACAAAGCAAACUUACUGCUGUUGUGGUUAUUUUUAUGUUUCUUCUUGAACCGUUUCCUCGGCCCGUGUUUUUUCCCUAGACCUUGGUAAGAACUUAGCGAAAGGUUUCUGUUGAUAGCAUCGAAAACAGGGAAUCAAUUACCCAGAUUUCCCCGGAAGAAGCUGUGAAGCCUUUCUAUCUCAGCCCGCUCAGCUUAAAAAUGGAAGUCCUCUCUGUGAACUUGCAGUUUUAUCUUAGAGAAGGUGAACACACCUGACUGCUGAAAGGCAUCUCUUACCUAUGCCCAGCAGCGAAGGUGCCAGCUGGUGGCACGUGUUAAUUGUGUGGCAUGGUAAGAAUUUGGCUGUGCUGCCCAGCUCUGAGGAACACGCUUGCAGUCCACACUGAGCUAAAAUCACUGUGAGUUAUUUCUGAGCUAAUGCUGGUAAAUUUUGUGUUCUUUCAUUUUCUUAGUGGCUGAACUAAAUAUUUUGCAAGAAACAAAACCAGAAUCGAGCUGAAACAAUAAUUACCAAAUUGUUGGCAAAACAAUGCGUAAGGCUUUGCUUUUCAGACUAAAAUAUUUGCCAGCUCAAUUAAAACUAAGUGUUUCCCAGAUUUCAUAAUUCACCUAAUUUGAAGGAAAUGAAAACAUUAUAAAAACAUUUUAACAUGAAAUAUUAAAUUGACCAAAGAGAAAUAUUUCACUUUGAUUUCAAAAUGAGAUGUUUUAUAUUCUGGAAUGUUUGUUCUGACUUUUUUUUUCCAGUUCAGCCUCUUGGUCAAGUACGACUUCAAAUAAUGAUUAGUUUUGGUCCUGACCUCUUUCCUGCGCUGCCUCUCUCCCUCGCUAUGCCUGAGACACGCUCAAUUUUUCCUGCAGCUUGCUGGAUGCAUUAUUACCGAUCCCAAUGACUUCUGCAAAAUGUUCCUCUGCUGACUGAAUGUCAUUCGGAGCAAUGACGUGAGGUUUUCAACUGUCUGCAGUUUGACUGCUCAAGAAAAUCAGGCCAUGUACUUCAGCCUGACUGCAUGAUAAGAGACGUGGACACCCCCUCGCUAAGUACUUAAAAGUUGGAGGAUCUGACUUCUCUGUCCUCUUUUGUUCGUGUUCCAAUUCUCGAGAUGGAUUAAAAAUCUGAAGCAUGUAUUAUUUUUAGGCUCAUCAAGAAACGUUCACGUACAUAAUUCUGAACAGAGUGGAACCCUGCACUAUGCCAGUAGCUUUUAUCUAAAAUAAAUGCAGCUAUUUCUUCA